Molecule: messenger RNA, 7007 nt
Organism: Hippocampus zosterae (dwarf seahorse)
Lineage: Eukaryota; Metazoa; Chordata; Actinopteri; Syngnathiformes; Syngnathidae
Gene: mex3a
Product: mex-3 RNA binding family member A
Exons: 2
Coding region: 214-1965 (583 amino acids)
Molecular function (GO): RNA binding
Source: RefSeq, a predicted model, not a curated record
CAGUCCCCCCACCCCCGAGCCAACGGCAAAUCCAACCCGGGAAGAGCGCGCAGUCACCGGCCUCGUUCUCCUCGCGUGUCCCGUCCGCCCCUGGAGCUCGCCGGCUCGCUAACUGGAAGUAGUAGUGUGGGGGUCCAGGGGGCGAGGGGAGGACUGUUGGGGGGCGGCGGUACGAGGGAGGGAGGGUCGACUGGGUGGCUGGUGGGUCGGUCCAUGGGAGGGACUAGCGCAGAAAAAGAGGAGGGGGGCGGUGGAAGGAGGCGUCUGCUAGGAGGCUGUUUCUCUCUCCAGUCUCUUCCCCGUCGUCUUUGUCUCGCGCCACUCUUUUGUUUAGCCAUGCCGAGCCUGCUGGUGCUUGCAGGGAUCAUGGAGAAAAACGGGGGCUACGGCGCCGAUCUAGCCGGCUCCGCUUUCGGGGGCGAGGCAGGUCUGCUGGGGCCCCCAGACGACGACGAGGAAGACUCCCGCGCCCUAAGGGUCGCGCUCGGCCAGCUGUCGCUCCUGGGGCUCGGCGAGGGCGAGGACGGUGGAGGAGGAGGUGGUGGAGGAGGAGGUGGAGGUAGUGUUGUUAUCGGCGGUGGUGGAGCUCCGACGAGCGGAGUGCAAGACCGGAGCAACAACAACAACAACAACCACCACAACAGUGGAGGAGGAGGAAUUGGGGGAAUCGGUGGACUUGGAGGCGGAGGGGACGCGUCGAUCCUCCAAGGCAAGAGCAAGUUGUGCGCCCUGUACGAGAGCUCGUCCGGGGAGCCCAAAGGACGCGGCUGCAACAUCACCGAAUGCGUCCCGGUACCCAGCUCCGAGCAUGUUGCCGAAAUAGUGGGCAGGCAAGGUUGCAAGAUAAAAGCCUUGCGGGCCAAGACCAACACCUACAUCAAGACCCCCGUGCGAGGCGAGGAGCCAGUGUUCUUGAUCACCGGCCGCAAGGAGGACGUGGCCCUGGCCCGCCGCGAGAUCAUAUCCGCCGCCGAGCACUUCUCCAUGCUCAGGGCAUCGCGCAACAAGCUGGGCGUGUCCUUCAGCGGCUCCCCGCCCACCCCGCUCCCAGGCCAGACCACCAUCCAGGUGAGGGUGCCGUACCGAGUGGUGGGGCUGGUGGUGGGCCCCAAAGGCUCCACCAUCAAGCGCAUCCAGCAGCAGACCUGCACGUACAUCGUCACGCCCAGCCGGGACCGGGACCCCGUCUUCGAGAUCACCGGCUCGCCCAGCAACGCCGAGCGAGCCCGCGAGGAGAUCGAGGCGCACAUCGCCUUCCGGACCGGAGGACUGCACGACCACAACAACGAGAACGACUGCCUGGGCCCCAACGGCGGCAGCAGUCCGGCGGGGAGCAGCGGGAGCGGCGGCGGCGGCGGCCUGGAGAGUCGACUCCAGCAAGUGUGGGGCCUCCAGGGGGGCCAGCGGAAACCCCUCACCAGCAGCUACCGCCAAAACUUCUCGGACGCCCUCGGGGGCGGCGAGGGAGUGGGGAUCUACAAUAAGGGAAAUUUCUCCAGCUCUGGAGAAAAGCCUUGCUCCUUUUUCGGCUCGGAGGGCGCCCAGAGUUGGGGUGACCCCGACUACCCCAAGCAGAUGGCUUUCUACGCCCAGCAGCGAUCCAAGAGCUUCGGAGGGCUCCCGCUGCCCCUUACUAGACUCUCGCCGGGGCUCCCGGAGCCGCCGGCCAACUCGUCCGUCGGCGGCAUGGCGUCGGGGUCGCCGCACGCGCAGGCUCGCCGCGCCCACAGCGAGCCCACCUCGGCAGGGGAGGGCGGCUUCCCGGGACGGCUCCCCGUACCGGACUCGCCGCCGGCCGUGCGGGAUUGCAUGACCUGCUUUGAGAGCAAAGUGACGGCCGCCCUGGUGCCCUGCGGCCACAACCUCUUCUGCAUGGAGUGCGCCAUUCGAAUCUGUGAGCUCAACCACCCCGAGUGUCCCGUGUGCCACACGCAGGUCUCUCAGGCCAUCCGAAUAUUCUCCUAAGGAACCGCGUCCCUUUUUUAGACAGCUGUUUUUUUUUCUUCUUUUCUUUUCUUGGUCUCUUGUUUGUCGGUCGGCUAAUUAGUUGCCCUUAUUACGGUUGUUAUUAUUAUUAUUCUUAUUCCUAUAAUUGCGAUACAUUUUUCAUUUUUCAGGAAAAAUUUUAAAACGAUCAAGCAGCUAUUUUAGAAGGCACUGCUUGCUUUACUAAAAAGUAUAAGAAAUAUUUUUCAGUUUUUCUUUUAUAUACAUAUAUAUGCAUAUAUAUUUUAUAAAAAUUUUGUUUAUAAGAGAAGCAUUGUACCUUUUCAGGUUUAGAUUUUUUUUUUCUUCAUCUUUUUUGUUUUUUAAGAUGGGACUGCUGCUGUUAUUCCUAAAUGCAGAAUCACAGUGUAGGCCGACAAAAUGUGAACAUUUUAUUACUGCUAUUCCAUUUUUUUUUUAAAUGAUCACAACACCAUGAAGUGGGAUUAUAUGGAAGGAGGAUUGUUCAAUUCACACCGCACCACACAAUCAUCUUGGGUCUAAAAGAGGGUUGUUAAUCACACUUUUUGAUGGUAAAUGAAUCAUUUUAUUGUGCUUUGACAAUAGAAAAUGUGAAUGGAUUUUAUUCAAAGCACUUCUUCAAUAGUUAUACUGUACUCUUGAUUUUUUUUUUUUUGUGGGGGGGCAUUACAUUGUUAUUCGCCAUAUUAUCGGUGCCAUUGUUUGGACCAGUGGCUCCCAAAAUGAGCGAAUGUUAUUCAGUGGAUGCUCGCCUUCCCCUCGUGGUUUAAAGGACUCCUUUUACUUGCCCACGACACCCCCCCCCCGCCACCCAAAAAAAAAGCCUUUGAAAUCGGACCAUUUGGCCUCGACGAACACCCCUCCAAACCACUUUCUUUUUAUUCUCACUCGUACAUUCGCCACGAGAAGAAUGUGAGCAAACGUCAUGCAGAUAAGACGAGAAUUUGUUUUUGUAUUGGGCGUCUGGCUGCAGCAGGUGUGGGGUUAUCUCGACUGGUCCCCCCCCCCCCCCCCCCCCCGUUUUGUCUCCCUUCUUUGACCACAUGUUCCCCUUCCCUGGGCUGCUUACAGCGUGACCAGCCCCCCCUCUCGGAUUGAGGAGCGUUAUUGUCCGUGGGUACUCGGACAGCGGGGCCUGGCGGGCACUCUUUUGAUAAUUAAGUGGGUUUGGUCCAGGUGCGGACCGGAGGGGGGAAUCCAACCCCCCGCUGUCGUGCCCAACCAACCCCUCUAUCCCCCCACAACAUACGAGAUUUGAAAGCCACACUAUUGAUGAAAAACAUGUGGCCAUGUUAAAAAGAAGGCACUGUCACGAGGUGUAGUGUGAACGCCCCCAACCUCUCCAGCCUAACCCCUUUAUUACAGCCCCCCCCCACACACACACAAAUGCACCAACUGUGAAAUUCAAAACAGGGUUUACGUGACAGAUCCAAAAAGGCCUACCCACUGACCCCCCCCCCCCCACCCCAGCUACUGUAAGGGACAUCCAGCAGCUGCCCCUUCGCUAUGGACACUGGGGGCCCCAGCCAAUGGGAGACCCCCGGCCUCCUCCUCCCCACUCCCCUGCCCUAGCUUGAAUGAAAUCAGGCAAUUGUAAUUGACAGGAAAAGCGGGGGAAACACCCCAUUUAACUCGCCCUCGCUCUGAAUCAAAUUAUGCUCUGGGCCCAGCACUGGGGGGGGGGGGGACAAAUGGGUUAUUGCGGGGCUUAAACUGUUGAAUUAAAGAGGGGGACUUGUCGGUAAGCGAGGCCAUCUAGGGGCGGGAAUGGUCAAGUCCACAUUAUGGCGAACAAUACUAUCUAAUUACAUGUUAAGGUGUGUGUUGAUAGCCACGAUGCAUCAUGACAUUUACAGCACAAUAAUGACGCUAAUUAAGAAUAACACUCCCAACUUUUGCUGUCAAAGUAUUGCCGGAAGAAAUCACGAUCUGUUUCCAAUCAGCUUGAUCGGCUGUCUAAGCUGCUGUCAGAUACAAGAGGGGCAUAUUUACAUGAUUCUGGGUGGCUGUAGUACUUCUUCAAAAUAUUGAGAACUGAUGAUUGGUGUAUCCGCCCUGUGAUAAAGGCGCAAUGUAUCAUGAUAUCAAUAGAUCAUCGUAUCCCUAUCGCCUCGACUUAAGGCUUCAAACUGUUUUACAGGUAAUGGGGAUUGAUACCCAAUGAUGCAAUGUAUUGCAAUAUCACUUCCGCUUGAGCCUUCAAACUGUUUUAAAGGUAUCAGGUAUCAUAAUUUGCUGAUGAUACACUGUAUUGCAAUAUCGAUACAAGAGAACACGUAUCACCUCAGCUUGAGCCUUUAAACUGUUUUCAAUUCUGGUAUCAGGUAUCGAUAUCUAUUGUGUGUCUACUGAUACAGUGAUAAUGACGUGAUGUAUCGCGAUAUCGAUUCGAUAUUUUGUACAACCCACAGAGAAGACGUCCGUUUCAUUUUAAAUUGUGUCCCAGCCACAUCCUUCCCUCAAGAGACCCCCCCACCCCCCACACCCCACCCCCACCCGUGGCCUCCUCUUAAGAGCCAAACACAAAGCAUAGCACGUGUAACACUUACAAAAUAAAAGUAACUUAAACUCUAGGACAAGAUAGUAGAAAUAAAGAGUAUCAUUCUAUGGAGAAAUUGCACAGCACAGUCAAAAAAAAUAUUCUUAGUAUUUUUGUUUAUGCCUUAAUGUUACACUUUUUUUAUUCCAAUAAUGCCAUUCAGGCUGACACAUUGGCCUUCCAUUGCACCAACCCCUUACAACAACUUUUCAAAGUUAAAGAAUGUGAAUCACACUUGGCUAAGGAGGGGGUUCAGGAAAUGACACCCUUAACCCGUCUGUUAUGUCGCGGGUCAAAUUGACCCGUUUUAUUGUGAAAGAGAAGUAAUAUGAAGUAGUUUUGGGGUUAUGAAAAGUCACAUGUUGGCUGUGAUGUUUGUAAUGGAGCUAAUAAUGACUUUUUUUUCUGUUUCUGACCCUUUUGGCUAAAUUACAUGUCACGAGUCAAAAUGACCCAAGAACAUUACUCCUGUUCCUGAAGACCUUACACUUACACUUACAAAAAUAAAUAUGAAGAGUAAAGCACCUUAUUUACUAAGAGAAGAAGCGCAUUUCAUGAAUACCAAACCGACCACUGAUGGUGAAAUAUUUCCUAGAAUCUAAGACAUGCACAUGAGGAUUCCCUUUUGUUUUUGUUUAUGUUGUAUUUCUUGUCGCUAUCACGACAAGAGAGGGCUGCCUCUUUAUAUCCGAGUAUUCAAAGACUCUUUGUAAAUAAAUAACACAUUUAUUUGCGCAUCGGACGUCCGGCUUCCACAAAGCUUUUACUACUCCAAUUUAACACCGGGAAAAAAGAGAACAUCUUAUUUUUAUUAUUAUUAUUAUUGUGUUAGCCAUCACUUUGACACAAAUGUUAGCCUUUAUGAGAUAGAUCCAUAGGUUUAAUACAUAUUAUUUCAAGGGGUUAACAUAAUCAGACACUUCUAUGAUAUCCCUUAUGAAGCCUGUACUGUAAAAAUCUGAAAUACAUAAAGGUUCUGAUGAAUUAUAUGUGUAAUAACAAUAAUAAUAAUAAUAACAACAAUAACCCCUGAAUGAAGACACAAUUUUCUAUGUACAUUAAGAUGAAGCAAUAAACGGUAAUAUUCCAUUCAGACUACUUUGACUAUUAGCAUUUAAGCAUUUGGUAGCUUGUCGGAGCUCUUUGAUUCGUAAAAAACAAAAAACAAAAAAAAACUUCAGGAAAAUUGCUGUGCUCUUCAGGGUCUUUUUUUGCGUGAUAUGUUGUAUAUUAAGCACUCGUUUCAGGAUUUCUGAACGGCAAUGAAAAGACGAGAUUGGAUGCUAACAAUGCUAAUGACGCUAACAAGUGUCUUAGCUUUUAGCGUAGCUUCCAGACUUCGCCUCUGCUUUGUAUUACGGUCACAUGUAGCCAAAGACCAACGUAUGACCAGAGCCAACUUAGUAGUGUUCUAAAUGCGAUAUCGUACAUUGUGAAAGCAAAUCUGUGAAAACAUAUCAGGUCUGGGACGCCCCACAAUCGAGUCAUAUUUCAUGUGUGGGUCACUAUUUCCACAAUAGGGGUGACGUUAAAAACAAGGACAAUUUUCAGAGUUGACUUUGGAGUUUUACAUCGCAUGCUAGCAAGAUAUUGUACCGUAUAGCUAAGAGUUAACCGCAUACAAAAAGCUUUACGACCUCAAGGCUUCCGUGGGGUUUUCCAAAAUGGCAUACAGCAUCGCAGCAUAGUUAAAAUUGUUACACAAAAAUAAGAUUGCUUAAGAAAUGUGCGUAAGUUUCAUUUGUGCAGCUCGGGCCGGUAUGAAAUACUUUGCAUCGAGACACGAGCGACUUGAAAUGGGCGGCGGAAACGGCUCACAGCGACAUUCGAGUCGUUCAUUUUUCCUUAGUAUUAUUUUUUACAAUAUUGUAUUACGAUUUUUCCGUUGUAGUCAAAAUAGGAAUUGUUGAUGGGUUUUUUUCUCGCUAUGAAAACGGACGUAUGCAUUUAUAUAGAAUCCCUUUGAAGGAGUGAUAGGAAAUCCAUAUUCUCAAUGGAUGCACUUAAGCAAUUGUAACCAACUUUUUACAAAAAUCGAGCAAGUAAUGCAUUUGAAUGUAUGAACAAAACUCAACCUAAUGCACUCCUUAUUUGUUUUAUUACCAGCUUUAAGUUUUUGUUGUUUUUUUUUUCCUUCGGAUGGAGUUUAGGGGAAAGAAUUUGUGACGUGUUUUCAAUAUAUUUGAGUUGUUCAGGAUACAUUUAUAGAAAGUAAGUUAAAAUGACAAAGAAAAAAAACAUUACAGUUUUGUCAAAUCUAUUUUGCUAACAUUGGUUUUUAUUUCUUAGAACGCAGAGUGUGGGGGCGGGGGUAAGGAAACAAAAAAAAAGUCAGUAUCUGGAUGUUAUUUAAGAAAACAAACCUAUUUAAAAGACCUUUUGUUUUGUUUUUUAAUUCAAAUGACAAGAAGUUAAUAUAUUUCUAAGCAAGGUGGGGGAAGUCAGUUUCUACGUAAAAAAAAAAAAAGUUUUAUUUAUGACAGUUAUGGACGCCGGUCGA